AACGCCUAACAGGAAGUGAUAAUAAGUUGGGCAUUCAUAUAUUCUGGGAAUUGAAAACGAAAAUGAACUGGUGAUUGGUGAAAAAUCGUGGCCAACCUUAUAUUAUUCUAUUUGAAAAUUUGUCGCGAAGAGAAAACGUUCAAAAAUGGAAAUUUUUCAAUUGGGUGUUGUUUUUUUUGGAUGUUUGCUGAUUCGGAUUGAAGCUCAAAAUACGUCAUCACCAUUGGAUUUCAUCAACACUAUGAAAACCUCGUUGGAAGCUGCAGGAGCCGGGGCUAUCAAGCUAGGACCCAUGGGGUUGCUUGGUGAUAUGAAUGGGCAAUUUGGAUUGAAGGUUAAUAAGGAGCAAACAACUUCUGGAACUUCUUCUGCGAUCGUAGGGACGGUUAGAAAUAAAAGGUUACUUUCAGCUCUCGGUACAAAAGAUGGAAAGGGGUACAAAAGUUUGAUACAUGGAACUAAAACCUCUUUAUCUAAGGAGGAUCCGAAAAAUUGUUAUGGACGUUAUGGACGUCAACCUAUUAUAAUACCUAUUAUAGUACAAUCUACAACAGCAGCUACAACUACAACAACAGCUGCGGGAUAAUUCUUGAAAUAAUUGAAUUGAGAUUCUAAAUAAAAAACCAAUAAUAAAAAAAUUCUAUAUCGA
Messenger RNA from Harmonia axyridis, 649 nucleotides. RefSeq lists its product as uncharacterized. The coding region runs from base 146 to 586 and encodes 146 amino acids. The transcript has 3 exons. The record is from RefSeq and is a predicted model, not a curated record. NCBI's taxonomy places the organism in Eukaryota, Metazoa, Arthropoda, Insecta, Coleoptera, Coccinellidae.